UCAACGAAACGAAACAAAACAAACGUGAAUGAAAAUUAAAAGCUUUGGUAAAAAGUUGUACAUACUUUUAUGUAAUUAAAACUAUUUUUUCUAUUGAGAUGACUGAAAAACAUGUUGGUUUUCUGUUCAAUGCAGCGUCCUGCCUGUUUUCAACUGAAAAUAAAAACGUUAAGAACAUAUUGAGAAGUUAUUACCUGAUGAGAUGUGAUGAAAUAUCUAAGACAGGUGUUCUUCCAAACAGAUAUUUUUCACCUAAACUUAGAUGUCCACAUUGUUGCAUUGAAUGGGACAAUAGUUUAUUAAAGAUUAAAUCAAGAAAACUCAGCAAACAACAGCGGCGACGGUUGCGACUUAAAGCAGUCAAGAAAAAGGAUCCCAAUUUACUCAAGGAGUUAUCUUAUAAGAAAGAAUUGGAGCAUACAUGUUCAUUUUGUAAACACACCACUAGUAUACCAGUAGCAAAAUUGGACAGAGAAAAAGAUCCACAAAAAAUUUCUGUAGGUACAACAAAUGGAAUUGAAGAAAAAAAGAAAAAGAAAAUAGAUAAUGUUGUUUUAAAUAAUCCAAAGAAAAACAGUCAACAAAUCAAUGUAUAUGCUAAUUCUAAGGACAUAUUUUCCUUGAAAAAUAAUGAAAAUACUUUGAAGACUGUUAAAGAACAGCCUAAAGUAAUAAAAAAUAAUAAAAAGAAAAAGGAUAAGUUUGCUGGACUUUGUCAGAAGGCUGUGCUUGCUACAGCUAAGUUAAAAGAAGAACAGAAGAAACAGAACAAACUUAAUUUAUUCUUAAAACCAUCUACAUAAAUAGGUAAUGAAAUAACAGAUUUGUUGUAUGAAAUAUAUUUUUUUUGUAAAGUA
Messenger RNA from Amyelois transitella, 857 nucleotides. RefSeq lists its product as uncharacterized. Lineage: Eukaryota; Metazoa; Arthropoda; Insecta; Lepidoptera; Pyralidae. The record is from RefSeq and is a predicted model, not a curated record. The transcript has 4 exons. Bases 99 to 803 code for a protein of 234 amino acids.